Lagenorhynchus albirostris (white-beaked dolphin) is the source of this 4027-nucleotide messenger RNA. It is a transcript of the gene LRRC28, whose product is annotated as leucine rich repeat containing 28. Gene Ontology annotation, molecular function: protein binding. The record is from RefSeq and is a predicted model, not a curated record. The transcript has 11 exons. The coding region runs from base 182 to 1402 and encodes 406 amino acids. Lineage: Eukaryota; Metazoa; Chordata; Mammalia; Artiodactyla; Delphinidae.
CGUCCCGCCCCGCGUCGUCCGCGCCCCGCCCCGUCCCCUCCCGGCGCCCCGCCCCGCCCGCCGAGUCCCGGCUUGCCGUCCAGCGCCCCUGCGCCCGGGAGCGCUGGCUCCGCUGGUCGAGAAAUGGACCAAUUUUGACAAGAUGUAGUGCUGCAGUGUGCCUGAUGGGAUAUGUUCAGUCAUGGCAUCCGAACUUUGUAAGACGAUCUCUGUGGCAAGGCUGGAAAAGCACAAGAAUUUGUUCUUAAAUUAUAGGAAUCUGCAGCAUUUCCCAUUGGAGUUACUAAAAGAUGAGGGACUACAGUACUUGGAGAGACUCUACAUGAAAAGGAACUCCCUUACAACCUUGCCAGAAAACCUUGCUCAGAAGCUUCCAAACCUUGUGGAACUGUAUCUUCACUCAAAUAACAUAGUUGUGGUUCCGGAAGCCAUUGGGUCCCUUGUAAAACUACAGUGUUUGGAUCUUAGUGACAAUGCCUUAGAAAUUGUUUGCCCAGAAAUUGGUCGUCUGAGAGCUUUACGUCAUCUUCGAUUAGCUAAUAACCAACUGCAAUUCCUACCUCCAGAGGUUGGCGAUUUGAAGGAGCUGCAGACACUAGACAUUUCUACCAAUCGUUUGCUAACUUUACCCGAGAGGCUUCACCUGUGCCUUUCUCUGCAGUACCUCACUGUGGACCGAAAUCGUCUGUGGUGUGUGCCGCGCCAUCUCUGCCAGCUGCCCAGCCUCAAUGAGCUCUCCAUGGCUGGAAACCGUCUUGCAUUUUUGCCGCUUGAUUUAGGUCGAUCUCGAGAACUACAAUAUGUGUACGUGGAUAACAACAUUCAUCUGAAAGGCUUGCCGUCCUAUCUGUACAACAAAGUCAUCGGGUGCAGUGGGUUAACCCUAUUCAUUGUGAGAGGGAACUUCCAGGAGGGGAGCAGCAUGGGAGCCAUCCUGGAGGAUGGCUGUCACAGAUUCCUUGCAUUCAUGCUCUUUGCUAGCCUCUUGGAAAACUGUGGUGCUCCCAUUCAAGUUUCCGAGGUGAAGCUGCUUUCCUUUUCAUCAGGGCAACUAACAGUUUUCCUCCCUGCUGAGGUGAAGGCCAUAGGGACAGAGAAAGAUCACGUCCUGCCUCUGCAAGAGCUGGCCAUGAGGAGUCUGCAUCACACCUACCACAGUUUUCUAAAAGAUCUGGACUUUCUGUCUCCAGUCUCAUUACCCAGAAGUCUUCUGGAGCUGCUGCACUGCCCCUUGGGGCACUGUCACCGGUGUAGUGAGCCCAUGUUUACGAUUGUUUACCCCAAGCUAUUUCCCCUGAGAGAGACGCCAAUGGCAGGACUGCACCAGGGGAGGACAACUGUGAGUUUUGUGGCUUACUGCUGCUCCACCCAGUGUCUGCAGACUUUUGACCUACUGAGUUGAUAAACACUCAAGAGCCUCAGGAGUGUUGCCAGCUUGACACUGCAGUUGCCUGCAUAUCGCACAGUGUGACAGAGGGACAGGAGAGUCCAUCCAGGCCCAACAGGCCCUUCCGAUCUGUCCUGUCACGCUUGGGGACUGCAGGACUCUGGAAAUGUCAUGAUCGAGCUUCAGAGCUGAAAUGCCUUCACCCUUCCCCCAAGUUGGAAUAUAUCCUUCCCCAAAUUAAGAACCCUUUGUCUUCCGUGUUUUUCUUUUAUGUCAGCGAGUCUCUUAUGCAGACUAUUUAGUUUGAUGUGCCUCCCCAAAUCUAAUUUAGAGCAAGUUUAAGCUCCCUGAAGAAAUGUAAUUUGAUAAUAUAACCAAAUUAACUUUUGAACACACAUACUUUCAGUGGUAUCUGUAAUCUUCUCAUCUCUCUUUCUUUCCCCAGAGAAUUAUUCCCCAGAGGUUAUUCUCCGUGUUUUUAACAAAUUUCAGUAAACCCUGUGACCUCAAUAGUAUUGAAUAGCAGUGGGGGGGGGGGGUGCCUGAGUUGGCUUCCAAGUUAGGCUCCAGUAGGGGCUUCAUGAGGGUCCUGGCACAUACCCUCUGGAAAGUUACAACCUUGUUUAUAAAGUUUUGCAACAUAUUAAGAGACUUUUGUGAGGGGGUUUUAAAAAUAAAACUGUAGAUUAUAAAUGAAAUACACACUUAUUUUGAAAAACUACAGAAAAAUAAUUUUCGAAUUUUUAAUUUCCUGAUAAGAUUUUUUUAUAUGAGAAGAGGGACAUAUGAGGCUUUAAAAGAUCUGAUCCUUUUCUUUCUAGAUUUAAACAUUUUCUGGCUACUGAGAAAGGGAGAGAAAAAACACAUUAAUAUAUGAUCUCUGGUGUUUUUUGUUAGAUGGGUUAUGGUUAAAUUUAUAUUGACUUUGAAAUAUUUUUGUUACAUAUGACAAACAGGCUUCAGCUACUUCUGCUACUAGUUUUUAGCAAGGUGAUUCUAAGUACAGCCUGUGCACAUUUAUUUAAAUACCUGGUGCAUUAGAUCAUCUUCAUUUUGACCUUAGGUUUCUUAUGUACUUGACACAUUGUUGUCCAGAUAACAUUGAGAAAACACAGGAAAAAGCAGGUCCAAAUUCAGCCUUGGACUUUUGCAAAAAGGCCAUAAAUGGAAAGUGUGAGAUUAUGCUCUGACAUAAGAUAAUGCUCUUAAUGGAGGACUCACAUACUUGCUCUUCCUUUGAAAGGAUGGCAUUUUAAUAUUGCUUUGCUGCCAGAUGUUCAUCUGGUAGCUGUGAAGUGAUUCUUUUUUUUACUUUUUUAAAAAAGUUUAAUUAUACAUAGUUUUCUCUGAGACGGGACUAAAAGGGAACCAAGAAGUUUUACUUGGUAGGAAAAUUAUUUUCAAAAAAUUUCAGACUUGUCAAAAAUUUGGUUUAUGGAAUUUUAUUAGCUGCCCUAAAUCUGUAAUGCUAGGCUCUAACAGUGCUAAAAAUCCUACAUAGUUACUGACAAAUGUGUGAUCUUUUCACAGUCACACCACCUGCUGCCUGGAAAACAGACUAUCCACAUAGAAUGGUGAAGGCAGAACAUUAUCAACUGUAUUUCCACUGUUCUUACUUCCUCUUGUCCCUUUCAUAACUUGGCCUCUUCAGCCUUAAUAUUUCAAAGGCUUAUGGUAUAAUAGAAACUGAAGAUCUAUAUCAAAAUGUAACACUUCUUUCAUCCUUCGGAAUAAUUGAAGUUUUAGUGUAACCCCUCCAUGUAUAUAAAUUGGGAGGUGAAAAAUGUGGCAUGAAAUUUCACAAAUGUGGUUCAGGCCUAUGUGGCUGCUACCUAUCAUUUAAGUGACAGUAAUAUGUUUCAACAUCUUUCUACUUUACCCUCUACAAUCAUAUGUCUUAAAAUGGAACUAUGAAAUUUGCUAACCUGAUAUUCAGGAUUCUGUUGAGAUAAGGAUAUGUAAUACUUUUAACUUGUUUGAAAUUUUACAAAGACACUUACCAUCCAAACAGCCUCUGUACAAGCAAUGUGUGUUGAACACCAGCAGUGGGCUAGGCAGACAACCUUUGGGUGGCCUCAGCCUUAAUCCUUGAUGCAGCACCCAGCUUAAUUGAUGAGAAAUGGAACUUAUAAUAUGGCUUCUUUGGUGCUGUUCAUUAUAAAAAUUUUGUACUGGAUUCACUGAUGUAUUUUGAUACUAUAAAGAAGUGUUGUAGACUGGAGAAGAUUUGCCUACAGUCUAAAUAUUUAAUUGUGUCCAGAGCUUUGCAGAAAAUUCUAAAGUUACUAUAUAUAUGUUUUCUUGAGCAAUGGUUAUACUAGGUAGAGAAAUAAUUCAUGCAAUUAUAAUAAUGCCCAAAAAAGUGAGUUAUUUGGAAAAUACAGUCUGUUCAGGUAAGUUUACAUCAGUAAUCUGAUAUGUGGUUAAUGGUAAAUUUUAAAAUACAGGAUACCCUGUUGGGCAUAGGCCUUCUUAUGAUAUAGUACAAGGGGGGGGUCCAUUUAAAGUGAAUUACCCUAUCAGUGUUCUUCAAAAUGCCCAAUUGUUAUCAUACCAAAAUCUUCAAUUACAUAACAUUGUGUAGAUGAAUGAAAUGUUGCAUCUUCAAUGAAUAAAAUAUAUAUUUUGAGCACACUUUAA